CCGGCGUCCGGGCGCCGCCCUGUCCCAGCCUCCUCUGCGGGUAAACAGACAUGGCCGACGAGGGAGACCCGCAGGACGGUGCGCGGAACAUGGGCAACCAUCUGCCGCUCCUGCCUGCAGAGAGUGAGGAAGAAGAUGAAAUGGAAGUUGAAGACCAGGAUAGCAAAGAAGCUAAAAAACCAAACAUCAUAAAUUUUGACACCAGUCUGCCAACAUCACAUACAUACCUGGGCUCUGAUAUGGAAGAAUUCCAUGGCAGGACCUUGCAUGAUGAUGACAGCUGCCAGGUGAUUCCAGUUCUGCCGCAGGUGAUGAUGAUCCUGAUUCCUGGGCAGACCUUACCUCUUCAGCUUUUUCACCCUCAAGAAGUCAGUAUGGUGCGGAAUCUAAUUCAGAAAGAUAGAACCUUUGCAGUUCUUGCGUACAGUAAUGUACAGGAAAGGGAAGCACAGUUCGGAACAACAGCAGAGAUAUAUGCCUAUCGAGAAGAACAGGACUUUGGAAUUGAGAUAGUGAAAGUGAAAGCAAUCGGAAGACAAAGGUUCAAAGUCCUUGAGCUAAGAACACAGUCGGAUGGAAUCCAGCAAGCUAAAGUGCAAAUUCUUCCUGAAUGUGUGUUGCCUUCAACCAUGUCUGCAGUUCAGUUAGAAUCUCUCAAUAAGUGCCAGAUAUUUCCUUCAAAACCUGUCUCAUGGGAAGACCAGUAUUCAUAUAAAUGGUGGCAGAAAUACCAGAAGAGAAAGUUUCACUGUGCAAAUUUGACUUCAUGGCCUCGCUGGCUGUAUUCCUUAUAUGAUGCUGAAACCUUAAUGGAUAGAAUCAAGAAACAGCUACAUGAAUGGGAUGAAAAUCUAAAAGAAGAUUCUCUUCCUUCAAAUCCAGUAGACUUUUCUUACAGAGUAGCUGCUUGUCUUCCUAUUGAUGAUGUAUUAAGAAUUCAGCUCCUUAAAAUUGGUAGUGCCAUCCAACGACUUCGCUGUGAACUAGACAUUAUGAAUAAAUGUACGUCUCUUUGCUGUAAACAAUGUCAAGAAACAGAAAUAACAACCAAAAAUGAAAUAUUCAGUUUAUCCUUAUGUGGGCCAAUGGCAGCUUAUGUGAAUCCUCAUGGAUAUGUGCAUGAGACGCUUACCGUGUACAAGGCUUCCAACUUGAAUCUGAUCGGCCGGCCUUCUACAGUGCACAGCUGGUUUCCUGGGUACGCCUGGACUAUUGCCCAGUGUCGGAUCUGUGCAAGCCAUAUUGGAUGGAAAUUUACAGCCACCAAAAAAGACAUGUCACCUCAAAAAUUUUGGGGUUUGACUCGAUCUGCUCUGUUGCCCACAAUCCCAGACACUGAAGAUGAAAUAAGCCCAGACAAAGUAAUACUUUGCUUGUAAACAAAUACGGUAGGGAUAAAGUUAUUUAACAAGUUGGUAUUCUAAAAUCAGAUCUGCUUUGAAAAUUACUGCUUUUGAUGCAUACCUAAGUAAAAAGCAACAUUACAUGGGAGGUUGCAGUUUCUUAGUCAAAUGGUAUUUGAAGACUUAAAUUAAAACAUCCUAUUGAAGAGAAUGAAAAUACUAUUGAAGAGAAUGAAAAGCAGUCUAGAAUACUUGGUUUUCUGGAAUAUCUACUUUAGUAGCUUGGUGCCAUUAUUCUGUGGAAUCUGAUGUGUCUGGUAGCAUGUCAUUGGUAGGACAUGAAGACGUCUCUGAAAGUGGUGAGAUUGUUUCCUGCACAAAACAUAUUUGAAACUCCUGUAAUGUGAGGUUAAUCAUAAUAAUAUGAUCCCAAAAUGUGGAACAGCAUGUUUGUAUCAGUCCAAACGGCAGAAGUUCCAAAAGCUAGGGUGCCACGCACAAGUACAUGUUCCUUUUUGAAAGAGGCAAGGCAAUGUGUAUUAUUUUAAAGGGCUUUGUUCCUUUCAAUUUCCUUUAGCUUCUCUGAGAUACUGCGCUUUGUAAAUUUUGAAAAUACUAAAGAGGUAAAAUAUGCAGUUUGAGCCCCAGAAUAAAGUUUUCAUUUCCUUACGUGUUUGUUAGUGAGAAACGGUAUUUUAUGUAUUUGCUCAGUGUUUGUUUGAACCAUAACCCUGGUUAUUCUGUUCCAAAGUUUAAUUUGUACCUAAACUACUGGGGAACAGAGAUGCUAUUUUUUAGGCUAUUUCAUUCAAUGUAAAUUGAAGAAAAUCUGUAAGUAAACUUUAAAUUAAACAUGUUCUUUGUUUAAAUAAUGUAAAAUAUCUACUCAUAAGUGGAUAAUUUAGGUGUAACAGAUAGUUUUUAAGAUAAAGUUCUAGGUAGACUGAUUUGCCACUACCUCUUUGCUUAUACAUUCGAGGGUUUAUUGGAUCCUUUCACAUUUGUGUAAUUAACUUUGGAUUUGAUAUUCUUUCACUGCUUUACAUAAUUCAUUGGGAAAAGUUCAACUAAUCGGGUAAAAUGUAUGAGGCCAAAAACAGACUGUUAAAUUUCUUAUGUUUUAAUUUGUCAAUAUUUUGUAUUUUACCAAACAUGCAAUGGUUUUGAUUGCCCAGACUGAAAACAUCAAUUGAAUAUCAUAUUGCAUAUUUAUGUAAAGAGAGUAAAUGAAAAGCAACCCAAGAGUGCUGUCAGUUCUUUAGCACAUGCCCCUGCCAUAUUCAGUACACCCAAGGUUGUAACUUUCUUUCUAAGCUUUACCUUAUUACUACUACUAAUAACCCUGGGUUUAUGUGAUGUUACUAGUUGUUCAUACAGUCUCACAGUGAACUAAAACAUUCUAAAUGGACUCCAGGGAGUUCUUUUCAGCAGCGCAGCACAUCUCUUUACAUUGAAAUCUAAACCAGUUGGAGUGAGGGAACAUUGCUUUUACAUUUGCACCCGCCCCCCGCCUCCCAGGGGUGUAAUCUUAGAAUGUUCUAUAUUGUUUACUGACGCUUGCAAAUAAAUAAAGUUUUCUGAUACGUAAAAAA
Molecule: messenger RNA, 2935 nt
Organism: Equus quagga
Lineage: Eukaryota; Metazoa; Chordata; Mammalia; Perissodactyla; Equidae
Gene: CRBN
Product: cereblon
Exons: 11
Coding region: 51-1379 (442 amino acids)
Biological process (GO): protein ubiquitination
Cellular component (GO): Cul4A-RING E3 ubiquitin ligase complex
Source: RefSeq, a predicted model, not a curated record